Impatiens glandulifera is the source of this 1567-nucleotide messenger RNA. Its product is annotated as angio-associated migratory cell protein. NCBI's taxonomy places the organism in Eukaryota, Viridiplantae, Streptophyta, Magnoliopsida, Ericales, Balsaminaceae. The record is from RefSeq and is a predicted model, not a curated record. Bases 177 to 1346 code for a protein of 389 amino acids. The transcript has 12 exons. Gene Ontology annotation, molecular function: protein binding.
AUUAGGUUACGUUUCAAAUUCAGCUUUCUCCUUCUCUUCCGUUCAUUUUACAACGUCUCCAAUCCAAGGUCUCACUCCGACAGCAGGCGGCGCUGCUCUCACGACCGACCGAACGAACGAACGACCACCGACUCCUUUUGAUUUAAGUUGCUCUUUCAACUCGGAUAACUAUCACCAUGAAUUUUCCUGCUGAUGAUGAUGAGAACGGCGAAAUCUUUCUGGACGAUAGUGAUGUCCUUCACGAAUUCACCGUUGACGAUGAAGAUCUUCCUGAUGUAGAUGAGGAAGGAUUAGGGUCUGAUGGUGAAGCUUCUGAUGAAGAAGAUGACUCCAUGCACAUAUUUACAGGACAUACUGGUGAACUUUAUACAGUUGCGUGCAGUCCAACAGACGCCGCACUAGUGGCAACUGGUGGUGGGGAUGAUAAAGGAUUUUUUUGGAAGAUUGGUCAAGGAGACUGGGCGUCUGAGCUAUCAGGUCACAAAGAUUCUAUAUCUGAUUUAGCAUUUAGCCACGAUGGUAAGUUGCUUGCAUCUGGCAGCUUUGAUGGACUUGUUCAAAUCUGGGAUGUAAAUGCUUCCAGUCUCAAUCGUGUUCUUGAAGGCCCUGGAGGCGUUGAGUGGAUCAAAUGGCAUCCAAGAGGACAUUUGAUUUUGGCUGGUUCAGGAGAUGCAACUGUUUGGAUUUGGAAUGCUGAUAAUGCUGCAUGUCUUAAUGUACUUUCAGGCCAUAGUGAUACAGUGACCUGUGGUGAUUUCACCCCAGAUGGUAAAACCAUAUGUACUGGUUCUGAUGACAAUACACUGAGAAUAUGGAACCCAAAAACCGGUGAAAAUGUUCAUGUCGUUCAAGGUUACCCGUACCAUACUCAAGGAUUGACAUGCUUAGCAAUAAGCUCUGAUUCUUCCCUUGCUAUUACUGGUUCAAAAGACAGCGCUGCCCACAUAGUAAAUAUAACAACUGGAAAGGUUGUUAGUUCCCUAAAAGAGCAUACAGAUUCAAUUGAAUGCAUUGGACUAGCUCCGAGUGUACCAUGGGCAGCAACUGGAGGUUUGGAUAAGAAGCUAAUCAUAUGGGAUCUUCAACACUCUUCUUCCCGUUGCGUAUGUGAGCACGAGGAUGGUGUAACGUGCUUGAAAUGGAUAGGAGUGUCGAAAUACGUGGCCACAGGAACAGUAGACGGGAAAGUGCAGUUGUGGGAUAGUCUAUCUGGAAUUUGUGUAAGAACCUUCCGAGGGCAUAAUGAUGCUAUUCAGUCUCUCGCAGUUUCUUCUGAUGGAGAAUUCCUCGUCUCAGCUUCAAGCGAUGGAACCGCUCGAGUCUUUGAGAUUGCAGAGUUUCGAUAAAUUCUCUGUUUUUUCAAUAUACGUGUUCUUUUUCACAUAUUUAAGACUUGCUUUUAUUAUUUAUUUAAUUCAGGGAAAAAAAUGGAAUUUGGAGUGUAAAUUUUGUGUUUUGAGCUUACCAUUAUUUUGCAUGUAACUUCUACUAUUUUUUGUUUUAGGAUUUGACAUUAUCCAGUUUAUUUGAAUUUUUUGCUUGUUCUAUUUACUAUAUAGAUUUGUUA